UUAGGAUUUUUGCGAAAUAAAUUUCUGAAAAAAAAAAAAAAAAAAGGUGAGAAACCCAUUUGCUCUUCAUCUCCUUCCUCGCUCCUCCCACCUCCGGAGUUCUGAUUACCUCCUCCUCCGCUUCAAACCCUAACUACUCACCUCCUACAAAACCACCAUAUCACCACCACUAUUUUUCGGCGCCUUCCAUUGUGGGUUUCAAUCUGCCACAUUCCAGCCACCUCUCGUUCUCUGCCGCCGCUGUUCUCGUUGUUGACGACACUGAAAAUAAGGUAAUGGAAUCAUCAUCUGUAAUUAGCCCGGAUGAUGUUUUGGAGUCUUUGAUGAAUGACGGUACCAUUGAUGCUUUGAGGUUGAAGAUUAUCAAUCAGCUUAAAGCUAAUGAGGAGUUGAAGAAAACAACAAUUACAAUGGUGGAACAGAGCAAGGUUCUCAACACUUCUGGAGCAGAAAAGCAGACCAAAAGGGAGCUCUUUGAUUCUCUUCGCCAAGAGCUUGAAGUGCCUGUGCUGGAGAAGGCCUCUAAAUCAGUGUGGGACUUAAUCUUGGAUGAAAAUGCGUUAGGGAAGGAAAUAAGUGAAACGGUUGAAAGAGUGUUUUGCCGAUUAAGUGGGCGUGAACCUCCUUUAUUUCCUGGUUCAACCCAAGAGGAGAAAGAGCAGGAUGAGAAUCCGUCUUCUGCUUCGAAGAAAAGAAGUUUCAAUGAUAUGAAUGGAGGAGUGGAGAAAGUAGACACGGGAUCUGAUGAUGUCCCACCUGCAUCUGAAGAUAAAAACCCUGUUACUGACACAAAGACUUAAACACUAGUUGGAGUCCCGGUUUAUAUAAUUUAGAUCAAUGCUUCACAUUGAGCAGUGUUAAAAAAUGUGUUAGGCUUGUAACAUAUUCUUUGUUCUGGUGGUAUACUGUCUUGAACUGAAGAAGGCUGUUCCUUCCCCGGCGUUUCAAUGUUCGACAAAGGCGGGGUUGAGUGGUGAUCAGCAUUGCACAAUAUCAACAAUCUGAUAGCAACAUUUGUAACUUGGUUUUCUUAUCAAUUGUAAUGGUGCAUUAUAUGUGGAGGAUAGUAUAUGUAUGACAACUUAUACAAAAGUACAUAACCUUGAGUAAGAUUAUUAGUAGUUCAAACUGCAAAA
Molecule: messenger RNA, 1136 nt
Organism: Spinacia oleracea (spinach)
Lineage: Eukaryota; Viridiplantae; Streptophyta; Magnoliopsida; Caryophyllales; Amaranthaceae
Exons: 4
Coding region: 276-800 (174 amino acids)
Source: RefSeq, a predicted model, not a curated record